GUGGUGUGCUGGAUUAAGACAUAUUGGGUCUUCGCUAGUUGACACAUCAGUAUUUUAUAUUAAUUGAAGAUUGAUUCCACAUUAUGGUAUUUAUUAUUAAGCGGUCGCAUGAUAUUUAUGUAGAUUAAGUGGUUCAUAGAUUUUGAAAUUUAGUAUUUGUGGUUCUUUACAUCGUAAAUCAGCACCGAUGAUGCUGACUCCGUUUUUAGAAGGUGUAAUGUUAUCGCGGUGGAAGCUGCUAUGGUCUUCACAUAACCAAAUCUUGAGGAAUCAAUUUAUAAAUUAUAAGUCGGUGUCUACAUUUAAGGAUAUUCAUAGACUCGAUACCAAGAAACCCAAAUUAUCUCCCAAACAAUUUGGUUGCAUGCCACAUGUAACUAAUAAAAGGAAAUACAAGUAUGAAGAAGGAAAGAUCUAUCAUGGCUUCCAAUGUGAACGUGUGGAACACAUUUCUGAAUUUGAAGUUACGUCCUAUACUUUCCGUUAUGAGCGCACGGGUACAGAAUUAUGGCAUAUCGACCGAAAUGAUUCAAACAACGUGUUUUCAAUUAAUUUUCGAACCACGCCUUUUGAUUCUACUGGUCUACCACAUAUUUUAGAGCAUUUAUCGUUAUGCGGUUCACAAAAAUAUCCUGUCAGGGAUCCCUUCUUCAAAAUGCUUAACCGUUCGGUAGCGACGUUUAUGAAUGCAAUGACUGGUCCAGAUUAUACUAUUUAUCCUUUUUCGACGAUGAAUGAGAUUGAUUUUAGGAAUUUGCAACGUAUUUAUUUAGAUGCCGUAUUCAGGCCAAACCUGGCGUAUUUAGAUUUUCUACAAGAGGGCUGGAGGCUAGAAAACAAAGAUAUAUUCGAUCAACAUUCAAAGCUUAUAAUCAAAGGAGUUGUUUAUAACGAAAUGAAAGGUGCGUUUUCUGAGAACGCGCAGAUAUUUAGUCAGAGCCUACUCAAUAAUAUUUUUCCUGAUCAUACAUAUGGAUAUGUGUCUGGCGGAAAUCCAUUGGAAAUACCCAAGUUAUCACACAAGGAUCUAGUUGAAUUCCACAAAAAAUAUUAUCACCCAAGUAAUGCUCGCAUAUAUUCCUAUGGAUUACAUGAUCCAAAUAAAACGCUUGCACUUCUCGAUAAGGAGUAUUUAUCAGAUCAAAUCUGGGUUGAUAACUCUUACAGUUUAAUACGUAAUCAAGAACGUUGGACUCAGCCUCGUUUUGUACACAUAUCCAGUAGACUAGAUAACAUGGGUGCGACAAUUGAUCGACAGAACCAAAUUGCUAUUGCAAUGUUGAUGUGUGAUGCCACAAACAUCCAAGAAAGUUUUGAAUUACACGUCCUAUCUGAAAUACUAAUUCGUGGGCCUAAUUCUCCUUUUUACAAAAACCUUAUAGAGCCAAAUUUUUCGGGUGGGUAUAAUCAAACCACUGGAUAUUCUUCGGAUACUAAGGACACAACUUUUGUCAUUGGAUUACAAGACCUUCGAGUUGAGGACUUCAAAAAAUGCAUCGAAAUUUUUGACAAAACUAUAAUUAAUUCUAUGAAUGGUGGGUUUGAUUCCCAGCAUGUUGAAAGCGUUCUGCACAAUCUUGAGUUGUCUUUGAAACACCAGAGUCCCCAAUUCGGAAAUACUUUGCUUUUCAAUUCCACAGUUUUAUGGAAUCAUGAUGGCGAUGUAGUCAGCAACCUCCGUGUAUCGGAUAUGGUAUCGCGUCUGCGAAGAAGCAUAAGCGAAAAUAAAAAUUAUUUCCAAGAAAAAAUAAAUAAAUAUUUCGCAAAUAACAAUCAUAGACUAACAUUGACUAUGUCACCUGAUGAGACAUAUGAGGAUAAAUUCAAACAGGCCGAGUUAGAGUUGGUAGAGCAAAAAGUAAAACUUCUUGAUGAAUCUGACAAAAAAAAAAUAUAUGAGAGUGGAUUGAUCUUGGAUUCAUAUCAAAAGGCUAAGUCAAAUACUGAUUUAUUGCCUUGUCUGACAAUGAAUGAUGUAAGAGAUCCACCAAAAUGGCCUAAAUAUUACAUACAAAAUGUUCAAAAUGUUCGGACCCAGAUUUGCAAGGUUCCGACCAAUGAAAUUACUUAUUUUAAGUGCAUGUUCAAUAUAACAGGACUUAGCCAUGAAGAAAUUCAACUUAUGCCCCUAUUAUGCAAUGUUAUUACUACCAUGGGCACCACUAACUAUAAUUAUCGGGAGUUCGAUAAGCGUAUCCUCUUAAAAACCGGUGGUAUUGAUUUUAAGUUACAUUUAAUUGAAGAUGUAAAGGAUUCCAAAAGUUACAGUGUAAGCGUUAUGAUGAACACACAUGCACUCAAUAACAAUGUUCCGGACAUGUUUGGCUUGUGCCAAGAGUUGUUUAAAAAUGUUAAAUUUGAUGACUCGGAGCGUCUUAAAAUGCUAAUAGAAAAUUAUAUAUCAUAUAUAUCUGUAGGAGUGGCAAGUUCUGGUCAUUUGUAUGCUAUGUUGGGAGCAACUUCGCAAGUGUGUGAUGCUGGUAAACUCAAGUCCCUACUCUAUGGGGUAGAUCACAUAGACUUUAUGAAAAAUUUCAUACAAUCAACUAGCAUAAUUGAAAUUUGUGAUAAAUUGUCAGCUAUUGUAACAAAAGUUUUUAACAAAAAUAAUAUGCGCGGGGCCAUUAACACCACAGAAUCUUAUAUGCCAUUGGCUGUAAAUAGUUACGAAAAUUUUUUGGAGAGCCUGUCAGCAUUUGAGAAAACAAAAACAAGUCGUAAUAUUCAUUUUUUUGACCCUAGCUGUGAACAUUACGUGAUGAACAUACCAGUAAAUUACUGUGCUAAAGCUUUGUUCACAGUCCCAUAUCUCCACCAAGACCAUCCAACACUGCGAGUUCUAGCAAAAUUGGUAUCAGCCAAAUAUCUGUUGCCUGUGAUUCGCGAGCAGAAUGGGGCUUACGGAGCUGGAGCAAAAAUCAGCACAGACGGAAUUUUCAGUUUUUAUAGCUAUCGAGACCCACAUUCAACUAAAACCCUUAACGCUUUCGAUGAAACUUAUGAAUGGUUAAGGAAGAAAAAUGUAAUUGAUCAACAAUCUCUUUUUGAGGCAAAGCUUGGUGUGUUGCAGCAAUUAGAUUCCCCAAUAGCACCUGGAAAUAUUGGCAUUGAUUAUUUCCUGUAUGAAGUUUCACAAGAGGACUUUGAGAAGUAUCGUUCCCGAAUGCUUUCUGUUACUAUUGAUGACCUGCAAGGUGCGAUAGAAAAUUACUUUGGAAAAGAGUCAAUGCAUUAUGGAAAAUGUAUUUUGGGUCCAGUCAAUAAAAAUUUGGAGUUUGAAACUAGCCAAAAAUGGAUAAUAAAUUAUUAACUAAUUGUAAAUAUUAUAAGAAGUAAUAUAUUCAAAAAUUAAAAUUAUUUUAUUGGUUUAUUUCUUUUAUAUACGACCAAAGGUAUACAUCCGAAAUUAUAUUGUCAAGAUUUUUGAAAAUUAAAACUUAGUUACUAUAAUAAUUUGUCUUGCUAUUAGGUUAGAUAAACGCUACACUUAAUGUAAAUUUUUUUUUGGAAAUUAAUAUUAUUAUUAAUAACAAGUUUAUUACAUGAUAAAAUUACAUUGAUGACAUUCAAAAAAUAGUUUGAUGCACGUAUUACGAAGUCACAAAAAGAAAACCCCUGCAGGACUCGAUGAUGUAGCCCCUCAAAUUUCGAUAAAAACCCGUAAAAAGGUAUACUGGAUUCGUUGAAAAUUUCAUCUUUUUCAUCUCAACCAAUUAAUUUUUGUGUGACCCAUUUUUUUAUAAAUGAAAUAAAAGUGAGUGCUUUGUUUAAAAGGAGUAA
Molecule: messenger RNA, 3780 nt
Organism: Drosophila erecta
Lineage: Eukaryota; Metazoa; Arthropoda; Insecta; Diptera; Drosophilidae
Product: presequence protease, mitochondrial
Exons: 3
Coding region: 188-3310 (1040 amino acids)
Biological process (GO): protein processing
Cellular component (GO): mitochondrial matrix
Molecular function (GO): metal ion binding
Source: RefSeq, a predicted model, not a curated record